Gadus chalcogrammus (walleye pollock) is the source of this 8100-nucleotide messenger RNA. RefSeq lists its product as uncharacterized. The record is from RefSeq and is a predicted model, not a curated record. Gene Ontology annotation, molecular function: protein binding. The coding region runs from base 156 to 5393 and encodes 1745 amino acids. Gene Ontology annotation, biological process: cell-cell adhesion. Lineage: Eukaryota; Metazoa; Chordata; Actinopteri; Gadiformes; Gadidae. The transcript is spliced from 21 exons.
UCCUGAUUGGUCGAGCAGGAUUGCAGGAUUGGGGGUGGAUGUGGAUGGGGGCGGAGGUGGUGAGCGAUGGAGCAAAGCGCAAAGUAAGUCACCCAGCGGAGCGCAAAGCAAAUUGGACAUGCUGCCAAUCAUAUGAGAUCUGACAAGAGACGGAGAUGGCACAGCCAGACCAACCCACGCUCACACUGGUCACGUUGUUCUGCAUGUUCUACGUGAGUCGGGGCUGGAGCCCAGAGGUCCAGGGACGGGAGGGGGGGGUAGUGGAGCUGGACUGCAGCCUGCCGUCUGGCCCCAGCAGCCCCGGGUCAGCCUCCCCCCGGAUGGUGGAGUGGGUCCGGCGGGGGUACGACACCCCUGUUCUGAUGAGUUUUGGAGCGCACGCCUCUCGCGUGCACCCCGAGUAUGAAGGGCGAGUGAGCUUGGUCCGCAGCACCUCCCUGAGGGUGGCGCGGCUGAUGGUGGAGGACGAGGGGGCGUACGAGUGUCAACUCUUCCUCCUGGACCACGUCACCAACGUGUCCCGCAGCGGCAACUGGACGCAGCUCUCUGUCACCGCUCCGCCCACUUUUACCACGACCCCGCCCUCUGUUGUGGAGGCUCUGGCCGGCAACCGGCUGUCCCUGUCGUGCGUUGCCAAGGGCAACCCUGUCCCGUCCAUCACCUGGCUGAAGGAUGGGGCGGGGCUCCGGGACCAGGCCGUGGAGAUCCAGGGGGGGACUCUGAUCCUGAGGGCCGUGACCCCGGAGCUCAGGGGCCAAUAUGGCUGCCGCGCCUCCAACCCCGACGGAAACAUCACCCAUGUGACCACACUACAGGUCAAAGGUCCCCCGGUGAUCGUCAUCCCACCCAGGAGCGCCUCCCUCAACAUGUCCCAGAACGCAGAUCUUACAUGCAAGGCUAUCGCUGACCCCCCCAACAUGACCUACGUGUGGAGGAAAGGGCAGGAAAACGUCCAUCAUAUAGAGUCUCUUAAAUCCCGUGUGAAGAUUAUGGUGGAUGGAUCUCUGCACAUCUCCACACUCACCCCAGAGGAUUCUGGGAAGUACACCUGUAUGCCCACCAAUGGCCUGCUAGCCCCGCCCACCGCAUCAGCUGACCUCACAGUGAUGCAUCCGGCCCAGGCCCUGCCGAUGCCCAGGGAGACCUACCUGCCCACCGGGAUGAGAGGUCUGAUCACAUGUCCCUUCUUAGCCAAUCCCCCGCUGCUCCACGUAGACUGGACCAAAGACGGAUCUCCCCUGGACGUCACCCUGUACCCAGGGUGGACCAUGACCUCUGAGGGGUCGUUGUCCAUGGCGACCGUCAACGAGGACUCUGCAGGCGUGUACAGGUGCACGCCCGCCAACAGCUACGGGUCCAUGGGCCCCUCUGGGGCCACACGCGUCCUCCUGCAGGGACCCCCUUCGUUCCGCUCACCCCCCCAGCAGCAGUACCAGCAGGAGAUGGGCAGAGCUCUGCUCAUCCCCUGCCAGGGAGAGGGAGGUCCGGACACCAGGGUUACCUGGAGGAAGGUGAUUGAGGGCCCCGUGGCCCCCAGCUUCCAGGUGACCGGUAACGGCUCCCUGCUGCUGCAGCCCCUCACCAAGGGCCACCAAGGGGCCUGGGAGUGCAGCGUGUCCAACCGGGUGGCGUCCGUCUCCGCCUCCACCCUGGUGCUGGUGCUGGGAACCACGCCCCACGCCGCCACCUCUCUGUCUGUGGCCCCGGGGCCCAGGGUCGCUGACGUCUCCUGGGAGCCCGGCUACGACGGAGGAUCAGCACAGAUGUACUCAGUGUGGUUCAAGCAGGUCUCCCCUCUCCACGGCAGCCCCCGGCGGGACAACCUCAGCUCCGAGGAGCAGGGGACGAAGCGGCAGCACCAGGGUUGGUUCAACGUGUCGGUCCCCCCCGCCUCGGGGGCCCGCCACCAGGUGACCGGGCUGGCCCCCGCCACCCACUACCAGUUCAGCGUGCUGGCCCAGAACGCCGCCGGGGCCGGGCCCUUCAGCGAGCUGGUCACCGUGCGCACCCUGGAUGCUCCGAUUCCAAGAAGGGCCACUUUGAGUCCCCCGGGGGCCCUGUCCGUCAACCGCACCUCCACGGGGGUCAUCCUGCAUUGGGCCCCGCCCCCAAGCAACCGUCCACCAAUCACAGCCCUGGUUCUGCAGUCUCGAGGCGCAAACGGCGAAUGGCUGACCCUGGAUCGGGACAUCAACGCCGCCGCCAUCGAGUUCGCCGUCCCCGGCCUGCGAAAGGACAGUGUGUACGAGCUGCGGCUGCUGUCUCGGCGCGGGGAGGUGCUGAGUGAGCCCAGUCCAUCCGUCAACGUCUCCACCCUGGGCCCGGGGAGGGCCGCGGCGCCGUCCCAGCUCUCCGAGCUCGUCCCCCAGCCCUUGCUGGCCGGCGUCCUGGGCGGCGUGCUGUUCAUGGCGCUGGUCCUCUUCCUGCUGCUGGCCGCCACCUGCUUCGUCGCCCGACGGAGGGAUAGGCGGCGGCGGAAGCAGCAGAACAAAGACGAUCUUGUGCGCUCCAUCUAUAAACCCUCCUCCAUGCGGACGGCAGGCGGCGGCAGUCCAGACAGUGUGCUGAAGAAAAGCCUCCUCCACUCGCAUAAUCUCUACCCCGCCACCUCCUCCUCCACCUCCUCUUCCUCUUCGUCCUCCUCGUCCUCCUCUCAGUCCCACAGCGGUAACUUCAGCAAAGGCAGCCCGCCCCAUAGUGAGGGGCAGCACAUGGAGCUGCUGCUGCCUGGCUCCCUCCACCACCACCACCACCACCUCCACCCCCAGCACCACCAGCACCAGUACCUCCUCCCCACCCCCCCCACCCCCCAGCGCAGAACCAAAUCGCUCAGCAGGGCCUCGUCCUCCGUCCUCUCCUCCCACCUGGAGCUCAUCACCAGGGGCCCCGACGGACGCUUCGCGGCCCCCGGCGACGGCCAGUCGCUGUCCUCCGCCCUCGACGACGAGAAGAAGGGCCCCGGGCGGGGGGGCCGGCGCUCGUCCCGCUCCUCCGCCUUCCAGCGCUCGGCGUCCCUGCCCUCCCGGCGGGGCGGGGAGGCGGGGCGGCGGGCCCCGUGCGUCCUCUCCGUGGAGCUCCCUCCGGCGCCGUGCCGCGCCCCGGGCCCCGACGGCAGGCGCGGCGCGCGCUCCAUGACGGAGCAGCACCUGCUGGCCCUGCCGGGGCACAGCCUGUGGGACGGCGCGGACGGCGGCUCCGACUGGAGGGGCUCCCUGCGCAGCUCGGCCCGCAGCUCGGUCACCGCGGCGAGCGGGGCGGAGCCCGGCGUCCCCCUGUACCCGGGGGGGGUCGCGCCCCGCACCACGGCCAGCAGCCUGGUGCUGCAGAUGGAGCACGAGAGGGAGCGGGGGAACCUGAGCCGCUGCCUGCAGCUGGCCCACGAGAGGGAGGCGCUGCAGUGGGAGCUACGCAAGUACACGCUGGAGAGGGGGAGCGGCGCCGAAGAUGGCGGCGACGGCGUGGACGGAGGCGUCGAGGGGCGGGUCUUGCAGGAGAGGUACGUCGGCGGCUGUGGCGGCGGCGGCGGCGGCGGCGGCGGCGGCGGCGGCGGCGGCGGCUACUUGCCCCGCCUCCACCGGGACAGCAGGGCGAGCUGGGAUCUCGCGUCGCCUGUCUACUCCAAUUGGGGGGCUCCCACUCCUCCCCCUCUCCCCCCCCGGCUCAGCCCCAUGUCAGCCUCGUCCCCGGGGCUGUACCCCUUCCAAAGGGCCCCGUGUGGGAGCUCCUUCCGGGGCUCCCACGCCCAGUUCCCCCUCGUCUCGCCCGCGAAGCAUCGGGACGCGGCGGCGGAGCGCCGGCCCACCGACAGACUCACCCUCCCGCACCUGUCGGCAGAGCGCCAGUGGCCCCCCGCAGGCGAGACAGGACCGGAGCGCCAUAGCUCCCUCCGAGUCCCGCGCGGCACGAGGCAACGCAACCACGCGUCCACCGAGGAGAAGAGGAGGAGGAACCUCUCCACGCCCUCGCCCGCCCGGGACGAUCAAUACGCGGAACACUUCGACGCCGCCGCCGCCGUCGGCAGCCUGCCACGACAUCCCAAAGCCCGCCCGGCCGUUCCCAAGCCGCCCCCGACGCGCGUGGAUGACACGUGCGUGGAGAUGAGCGUGGACGGGCCCGACCUGGAGGCGAUGCCGGCCGGGCAGAGGAGCCGGGUCGAGCGCUCUGACGCGUCUUCGUCGCUCCGCCGGCCGCACAAGGGCGAGCGCGGCAGGGGCCCCGGGGGCACGACCCCCUUACCCGGGCACCGCUUUGAAAUGACCCCCGGCCGUCACCUGUGGAAGACCACGAGCCUGGGGGCCCCGGACGCGUACGACUACCCCCAGCGCAGCCUCAGCCUGGACCACCGCAGACGCCAGCGGGCCGGGUUCCUGACCCCGGACGACUGGGUGGACUCGCUCAGCCAGGAGAACUGCUCCACGCCGCGGGGCCCCCCAGCCCCGCAGACCCCCAGAGCCGACGCUCACGGCCCCCUGGGUCCCCACUGGCCGCCCGCCCAGCCGCCGGAGACCCCUUCCUCGCACGAGCGCUCCUCCUCCUCCUCCUCCUCCGUCUUCUCCGCCCAGACCCCCAGCGGGGAGGCCCCCUCCCUGAGGAGGGGCCCGCCGGCCCGCAGCCCAGAACCCGCGCCGCCGGCCCAGCGGGACGAGCCCAAGAGAGAGUGGAGCAUCCUGUCCAUGGACGCGCUCCGAUGGCCCGCCAACAGUGAGUCCUGGGGGUCGGGGCCCCGGCCGGAGGCCUUGAAGGAACCCUCCGGAGGCUCACGGACCCUGAGCCGAGCCAGGGGCCCCACAGAAAGAGGAGAGGACCCCGGCUUCCCCAGACCUCUGCACAGGGGACAGAGCUGGCCCACGGCGGACCGGGCCCCACGCCCUCUCUCCAACGGUGACGGGGCCAAACGAGACGAUGAGAAGGCCGACGGGCAGGCGGGGGGGGCCCCCGGCAGCGAGGUGGACGAUGUGAGGGGCUACGUGGUGGUCCAGGGGUCGGCGACCCGGGGCAGCUUCAGCAGCUACGCCAGCAGCGGGCGGGGGAGCAUGGAGACGGGGAACGGCCGGAUGUCGGUGUGCCUGUCGCCGACCCUCUCCAAGGCCCCCGACGAGGUGGAGGAGUACGCUGAGGACCUCGGCCCCAGCCUGGACGAGGCCCGGAGAAGUAGAAAAGCCUCGGUUGACGAGAGCUACGAGUGGGAUGAAGACACAUCGCAGCCCGAAACACGACAGUUUCAAGACCCGGGUGUGUCCGAGGAGGUGCUGAAAGCCGUGUCCCUGUCCCGCUGUAGCCUUGUGAGCGUGCAGGCGUGCACCCUGGCAGACUGCGGUCCGGCUGCCUUGCUCCGGGGCUGCGGCACCAACCGACGCUCCCCUCAGGUAGAGAUGGAGACGGUGCUGUUCUGACUGCGACCGCAGCUCCCACUCUCCCUCUCUAUGACUCCCUGACUGUAUGAGUACCCCACACCUUUACCCACCGGCUUAGAUGUGCACACCCAAGGGGACGUUAGAUGAUGAUGAUGUUGAUGAUGAGAUGAAUGUAUAUAUACUAUUAAGGGAGAUGAUGACUUUGAUUUGGAUGUUUGUAACCACCGUGGACCAAAAUACUGUAUAUGUUACUUUGCAUUAAGUGUAGAAGCCAUAAAUCAUUGAUGAGUCUUGGAUUUAGGAGGAAUGAUUGUUAUAUUGUGUUGGGCUGAUUUUGUUUUGCUGAUUUUGCAUUCCUUAACUACGGUGGACCAUAUAUAUAUGUAUAUAUAUGUAUAUAUAUAUAUAUAUAUAUAUAUAUAUAUAUAUAUAAGACAUUCAAACAAUAAUAUGGUAAUUUCAGAGGCUUGCUUUUAAUUUAUAAGUUUCAUGUUCAAGUUCAUGUUUUUCUUUGGUGGAGAUUCUUAUAAAUAUAACAGCAGGACUGUUUCAUUAAUGGACAGAACGUCCAAUAAUGGGCCCUCGAUCCAUUAGUGAUGAAAAAAAAAAAGACAAUAUUCCCAGAGUCUGGUUCUUUAGGCAUAGCAGACACGGCUCAAUACUUAAUGGAGUUCUGUCUUAUAAAACAUUUUGUGUUUCAAAAUACUGUUGUAUGGAAAACAAGAGAACAAAGAGCAAAGCAGCUAAAAUGUUCUCUUUGCUUAACACUGGCGAUAGAGCUUUUUUUACAGUGGGAGGCAAGUGUACAGAAAAAUAAAACGUUUAAAACGUUUUUUUGGAGGUGGAAACAUAAAGCAAACAUUCUCUGCGAUAGUUGUCCCAGACUUCCUCUGUGGAUAUGGUGCGUACCUUGCUGUUUGGUGUGUACUUCUGUGGUGAUGUGCAAUCAGGAGACUCAAUGACAGGAAAACGUCCUUUCCUGAGGACCAAGCUACUGUCGUCUGUCAGCCGGAAAAUGAAGCGUGAUUAUCACCCAUAUUACCAUAAAAACAUUAUUGUUGUUGUCAGCUGAGAAUUAAUUGAUUGAAAAAGUCCAUUUGCAUAGCCAGCGGUUCAGAACAGAGAUGAUAUGUCACUCUGAGCAUUAUGUGUAUAAAUCCUUGAGGUUUAUUAAUAAGCAGAAUCUCUACAUAGAAUGACCAACAUGACGUAUAUAAUGACAAAUAUUAGGUGUGAUAAAUAUGUUGAGGAAGUGAGUGUGUUUCCAGCUCGGAGCAAUGGCACGUCCAAUCAUGAAACUUACACACAAGAUUUGAGAGGAGACAAUGGAUUGAGGCAAGGUGAGAAAGGCUGUUCUUUUUUUACAAGUUUUCCUAUUCCUAUAAUUUCAAACGUAUUCACAGUUGAUUGCAAGUAGUGAUAGUGUGAUUAUCUUUUGUCCUUGACAAAUCCCUUAAUCAAUACAGAGCACUGGUUUCCAUGGCAACGUGAAAGGACGACAUUUGACUUUGGAAACUAAUGUCUGUGAAUCUAAGGAGUGAAAAUAGAUAUAUAAUACAUUGAGGUUUGAAGACCUUGUAUAUGACACUAUAUAAAACAAUAUCUGUACUUUUUUAUAAAAUAAAUAAUAUUUAUGAAAUAUAUAUAAAACAUCUAGAGAUUGUAAUUUGCUUGCUUACUAUACAGGACUGUGAUGAAUGUUAAAAAUAAAUGUUGGAAAGAUGGAAACAUAACUCUUAAACUCUUUUGUCUUAGGACAAUAGGGCUCUAUUACUUUUCAGCUUUACAAAAUAUAGUAUAUAUGAGAUUCGGCAUUCAUAUUCUUGAGUUAACAUUCAGGUGGAAGUGAGCACCACUCCUGGUGCUAUAAAUGUUUCCCCCGGGAUAAGAUGUAGUUUACUAAUCCUAGAAUGGAAAUUGUGUUUACUUUUUCCAAAUAAAAUUAGAUGUCUUCUUGUGUAAACAGUUAAAAUAAAUAUCCAGGAUCCAAGCCAGGAUCCAAGUGGACGCCAUCAAAAUUGAGUCCCUCUCUGGUAACUUUCCAUGAUAUUUGGAGGAAAGUGUAUUCAUAUCUUUCAUUACAAACCAUCUGGGAGUCUGAUGAGCUGUGUUGAAAAACUGUUUCUCAGACUAUUUUCAAUAGCUUUCAAUAUCCCAGCAAGUAACUGUCCCCAGUUAAGGGAUGAUAAAUUGAACAAUAGUCUAAUUUUACAUAGAUGUUUGGUAAACGGUGAAAUGAAGGACACUUAUUGCAUAUAAUUUUCUGUUUUUAUAUCAUGUUUAUUUUAAUAUUUUUAUUUGUUGAUUUAUAUGGCUGUUUUUUCUAAAUUGUUGCUUCCCUUUUUCCUGUAAAUUAAAUAUUUCCCCUGUCUAAAUGUUCUUUCAAGCGCAAGUCCCAAUUUGUAGGCUAUCUGUUUAUUGAGAGUUUACCAAAAAUAAAUGCAAAGUUCUAACCGAAAAAUACAUUUUGUAUGUUUCAUCUGUGAGGCUGCUUCCUCCCUUUUUUCCCAGGUGUCUACACUUAUUUAUUUACUGUCAAAACAUAUUUUCUUAAUGUAGAGCAUCAAAAUAACAUAUUUUUUCCACUUACAUCUUUAUAUCGCAACUAAAUGAUAUGAAGAUUAAAUUUUCUUUCUCAUAAAGACUAACAUAUGUAGUACCAGCUGUCACACCAAUGCCAAUUUUGUCAACGCCGCCUAUUCAAUUAAAUAAUAUUAAAGCUAGGUAGUCAAUUUCUUUAGAAGCA